Messenger RNA from Ochotona curzoniae (black-lipped pika), 1281 nucleotides. RefSeq names its product G protein subunit gamma 5 (gene GNG5). Gene Ontology annotation, molecular function: G-protein beta-subunit binding. Gene Ontology annotation, biological process: G protein-coupled receptor signaling pathway. Lineage: Eukaryota; Metazoa; Chordata; Mammalia; Lagomorpha; Ochotonidae. Gene Ontology annotation, cellular component: heterotrimeric G-protein complex. The record is from RefSeq and is a predicted model, not a curated record. The transcript has 3 exons. The coding region runs from base 111 to 317 and encodes 68 amino acids.
CAGAACCGGAAACUUAAGAGACAAAGUUGGGAGCCCCGCCCCCGCCACUCCGCCGAGUCCGGACCCGCCGACCCGCGACCGACGAACGGGCUCCUCGCUUCGCGUGUGCCAUGUCUGGUUCCUCCAGCGUCGCCGCUAUGAAGAAAGUGGUUCAGCAGCUCCGGCUGGAGGCCGGCCUCAACCGCGUGAAGGUGUCCCAGGCAGCUGCAGACUUAAAACAGUUUUGUCUGCAGAAUGCUCAACAUGAUCCCCUGCUGACUGGAGUAUCUUCAAGUACAAAUCCCUUCAGACCCCAGAAAGUCUGCUCCUUUCUGUAGUCAAACAAACCUAUCAGAGGGUUCCUGAACCACUUCUCAUUAACCGGUGAAUAUUCAUUCAAGAGAGCUAAAUUUGAAGCGUGUACAAAAAGCUUCCCAUAACACAUGUGCCAUAAUAUACAAACUUCUACAUUUGUCAGUCCUUAACAUCUACCUCUCUCUUUUCAUGAGUUUCUACACUUGAUCUUAGCCAAAAGGCCGAGAAGCGAUGUUUUCAUGAAUUUCUAUUUCACAACGGUAAUUAUUUUAUAUACACUGGCAGCAGCAAAUAAAAUACUUAGUAUACAAGUCUUGUCUUUUAUUAAUCUAUCUUGUAUACUUUGGGUUUUUUUUUUUUUUUACUAUUUGCUCCACCAGCACUUUUAGUUUCAUUAGAAAAAACUAAAAAUUUGAAAAUUCCCCAAUAAAGUACUAUGUACCAUGUCAUGAGGUAAGAAGAAAAAAUUAGCUUCAGUAGUUUCAAGUUUUAUCUCAAGUCUGGAUAAGUCAUUUUGCUUUAAAUAUUUCACCUUUUUAAAAGGCUUAAGGAAUGUUAAAAUAUCCUAGAAACCUGGUCUCCAAUUUGAAACUAUGCAGCAAACACUGGUAUCCAUCAACCAUUUCAUUUCUAGCCCAAGUGCGUUAUGAAAAUGCAGACAGAGGUUAAAUUUUGCCCCAUUUCCAGUUUUUAAUUUAAAAGGUGACAUCACAGUUAUACGCAAGGCAUGUUUUGGAGAGGAGGAAAUGUUCCCGCCUUCAUUUUGUGUCCACAGUAAGAGGGGUACUCUGGCAUUGCCAGUUUUCGAAUGAUCUGGGGAAGGGAAGUGGUUUCCUGAUACAGCCUCAGAUCCCCUGUGGUGGGAAGUAUCCUGGGGGAAGGGACAGUGAUUGGUAGACAGGUGGGAUUUACAAAGUGCAGAGGGGGAUGUGGCUUUCCAAAUUGUGACCAGAAGUCAACUACUUGUCCCGACUGAUUCUGACUCUU